Molecule: messenger RNA, 1764 nt
Organism: Malania oleifera
Lineage: Eukaryota; Viridiplantae; Streptophyta; Magnoliopsida; Santalales; Ximeniaceae
Product: protein RETICULATA-RELATED 3, chloroplastic-like
Exons: 2
Coding region: 514-1596 (360 amino acids)
Source: RefSeq, a predicted model, not a curated record
GAAGGCUUUUCAGCCUAAAAUCAUUGCAACUGUAUGGGCCCGGCGUUGGAUUUUGAAGGGCCCGUGGGCCCCGGCCACGGGCAGCCGGUAAGGAUGGCGCGCGUGAACUCACAGUUUUGGGAGCGCGUCAGUACGGUAGAGCCGUUGGCGCUCUGCAUUCUCUUCUCCUGGACGGUCCCUCCAUUUUUAGGGUUUUAUGUGCUUCUCACGAUCACAGCUACAGUUGUGUUGUGCCUAGCACUGAUUCGCAAGCGAGGUUGGUGGAGGUGUGACUGCAUACAUUUCUCCCCAGGCCUCUCAGUCUGAUCUGGUUCGAUCACCAGCUUAACACCUCUCUCUCUCUCUCUCUCUACUGGAACCAUAAUCGAUCGGGUUUUCAGAUCACUUCCACAAGUUUAUGAUUGUUUUUCUUGAGAUCCAAAGGCCAUACUCUCAAAUUCUACUAUACGCUUGCUGAUAUUCCGCAACUCAGGAGUGCUUAAUUAGAGAAGAAAAAUCCUCUCGCGGGAGAAGAUGGCCACCAUGGCUCAGCUUCAUUUCUCUCCUCUCGCUAGGCACUACCAUGUAUCUGAUCUUCGCCAUAUUUCCGGCCACUCAACCAGUUUUCCCUCCGUUUCUUUCCCGACCUCGUCUCCUCAAAACCUCUCCGUGUCUCCUCUACAGACAAAACUUCUCAACCCUAACUUGAUCGGAAAAUUUGAACUCUCGGUUGCCGGAGGCAAUGGCAGCAGCGGUGUGGGGCAUAGUGGCGGCGGCGGCGGUGGCGGCGACAGCGGAGGGUGGAGUUCCGAUUCCAGUGAUUCAUCAGGGCCGGGUGUUGGGAUCUUGGGUCUAUUUCUCCAUGGAUGGAGAUCUAGGGUUGCGGCUGAUCCACAGUUCCCCUUCAAGGUUCUAAUGGAGGAACUGGUGGGGGUAAGCGCCUGUGUUCUCGGAGACAUGGCUUCCCGUCCCAAUUUCGGACUCAACGAGCUCGACUUUGUUUUCUCCACUCUGGUUGUUGGAUCCAUUAUGAAUUUUGUUCUGAUGUAUCUUUUGGCGCCCACGGUGUCUGCUUCAUCCUCCAGUCUUCCUGCCAUAUUUGCAAACUGUCCCAAGAGUCACAUGUUUGAGCCUGGUGCAUAUGGUCUCUUCAAUCGGCUUGGAACUUUUGUGUAUAAAGGAACUCUGUUUGCUGCUGUUGGGUUUGCUGCUGGCCUCGUGGGCACCGCGCUCUCAAAUGGAUUGAUUAAGAUGAGGAAGAAGAUGGAUCCCAAUUUUGAGACACCAAACAAACCUCCACCUACAAUCUUGAAUGCUCUCACUUGGGCACUUCACAUGGGUUUAAGCAGUAAUUUCAGAUACCAAACUUUGAACGGGAUCGAGUUCUUGCUGGCCAAGGGAGUUCCACCUCUUGUAUUUAAGUCUUCAGUGAUAGUUCUUAGAAUGAUGAAUAACGUUCUUGGUGGAAUGUCUUUUGUGAUAUUGGCAAGGUUAACAGGAUCGCAGAGCGUUGAGGAAGAAAAGACAGAUUCAGUGGUAGUUGGGUCAGCUGCAGAGAAAGAGAAGCUGGUUGAUAGCAGUGAAGAUUUGUCAAAUAGGCAGUCUACUUAUAAGUGAUCGUUUCACUGUUGCUUUCUUUGUUGGCUGGCAGUGGAGUCUGUAAUUGCUGUCUCAACUGCAUCUUUCUUUGCAUCUGAGAUGUUGCAGUUUUGUGACACUACCUGUGAACUAUGAAUCAAAUAAUUCUCUUUAUAAUGUCCAAUUUUGGUACUAUUAUUAUUCAAA